GCAGACGAGGUCAUGGAGGCGAAGCCAGAUCGGCUGCCGCCUUCGGCGUUGGAGGGCCCGCGCGAGGCAGUCCCGCCGCUGCGCCCCGACUGGGCGAUCGUGCCAAGCAACGACCCCGAUCGCUGGGGCAUGGGGCCCAGGCAUCGGGGCAAGAGGAACAUGCUGAUUCGGGGGGCCCUGGGGGCGAAGCGCUCCGUCUGGCACGGGAGUUCGGGGAACGGCAUGCGGCCCCUGGGGCAAGGUAGCGGCGCCUGCGCCUUCCGCCCAAUCCAAGCUGCAACAGCAGAGGAUGGGUGCCACUCCAUCGGCGAGGAGGGCGAGUCCGAGCCGAACGUCGGCGACAUCGCGUUCUGCCUCGUGGACGAGCACUGGGAUGAGAAGAAGUAUUGGAUCGGCAACAUCCAGAAGCGGUGCAACGGCCGGCGCUUCAGGGGGCGCAUCUUCGGCGCCCCCGUGGGCGCGCAG
This is a messenger RNA of Prorocentrum cordatum, 465 nucleotides long. The record is from the annotation of a GenBank genome assembly. NCBI's taxonomy places the organism in Eukaryota, Dinophyceae, Prorocentrales, Prorocentraceae.